CCUUUUUUAACUUUUUUUUUAUUAAUAUUAUUUUUUUCAUUAAUUUUUUUUCUACUUAUUUUUAUUUAUUUAUUAUAUUAUAUAUAAUAAAGAAAAAAAGAAAUAAAAAGUCCUGAAUAGUGUGUCUAAUUUGCAUGCAAUUGAUGCUGAAAGACAUCCUUCUUUACAGGAAAGCCCCUAGGAUUUGUAAAUCAUCUAAAACUAGCUCAUGUCUCCGUCUGCAGAUGCUGAAGACUGAAGACUGAAGACUGAAGGGGACUGCAGCCAAAUAUGCAGGGGUAAAAAAAAAAAAAAAAAUACCAGAAAUAUUUGCCCCCAUACUUUCCCUCCAUCUCUGAAGCAGCCCGGCAGUGAAGAGGUUAACUGUGAACCUGGAAGUGCAGCAGAGAGCCUCCUCCUCCUCCUCCUCCUCCUCCUCCUCCUGGUCUCUCUGUAUGGGCCCAUCAUCCGUCUCAGGCUCAGAAAGGAAAGUUCCUCCUGAAACAGAAACGCUAUUUUGUCACCAGAUCAUCCAGCAGCAGCAAACACUCCUCCUGUCUGUCCUCCUGUCCUCCUGUCCUCCUGUCUGUCCUCCUGUCUGUCCUCCUGUCUGUCUGCAGAGAGAGGAAAUAAACACACCACACCUCCAUCUGAGCAGGAGAACAAGAAGAAGAAGAAGAAGUUACUUCUCGACAUAAGGAUGCGAAGGUUUUGACCUCACUGGAGCUGGUCUGACUGAAGUUUAAGGACUGACAAGAUGCGUUCCAGUGUGGACGGACCGCCAAGCAACACCAACAACAACAAUAACAACAACAGCAGCAGUGAGAACAGUGGAAACUCAGGUUCCCAGUAUGCACUGUGUGCUCUGGGCGUUGGGCUUGUUGCCCUCGGUAUUGUGAUGAUCGUGUGGAGCGUGGUACCUGCGGACGCGUCCGGUAACAGCAGCAGCAACAGUUCAGGAGGAGGAGACGAUGAUGUUACUAGCGGCAGGAAACAUAAAGCGUCCUCCGUGGCCUUUAUCUUGGUGGGGUCCGGGGUGGUCAUGCUGCUGCUGUCCUUGUGUCUGGGGAUGAGGAACAAGCAGCGGGAGCAGCAGAGGCUCCAGGAGGCCCAGAACAACGGAGGAACGGCCACGAGGGAGCAGGAGGAAAGAGAAACUGCUGAGGAACAAGCCCAGCGUUUCGCUGUACCGAGCUAUGAAGAGGCGGUAGGCAGCGGCCAGUACCCUGUCCGUCAGAGCAACCCUCGCCCCAGCACCUCCCAGCUACCUUCCUACGAUGACCUCGUCCAAGUGGAUGGCGUAGAGUAUGAACACGAGGGGUCAGAGGUCACACCUACCGGACCACAGCCUGCUCCCACUGCGGCUGCUCCCACCGUGGCUGCUUCAGCAUCAGCUCGCAGAUCUGGGAAAAAUAACCGCAAGCUCCUUCCUAUCAAGAUCCGCAGGAUUAAAUCGGAGAAGCUGCACAUGAAAAACAUUGAUAACGCUCAGCCAGCAACUGGAUUCAGUAUAGAACCACUAACCCCUCCGCCGCAGUACGAGGAUAAAGUGCCUCCGCUUUAAGAUCAAGCCGAUCAUGUUUAAAACAAUCUACUGAAAUUCCUGGAAUCUUCCAUGAGACACCUUUUGUGGAUCUGGAUCUGUGUUUUUAAACUUAAAGACUUGAAGAUGGCUCUUCUUGCUGAACAUUCCCAGUGGCACUUUGUUUUUAUAUAACACAGUAUCUGUUCCAAUUCAUCAUUCAUGCCACGUCACUCCAAAGCACAGAACAGAGGAGCCUUUAUUUUUUUUAAAUUGUGGAUUCCUGAGACGGAUAAAGUCAGAUAAUGACGGAUGUAGUUGCUGGAUCCUUCCUCACUGUGACAUUGGAUUUAAAAGCACACACACACACACCAAACGCAGUUUUCCUUUAGGUCAUUUUCUGUUCAUGCAUUAUGUUUCUGUACUCCAAAGUGCUCUGACUGUUCAGGUGAAGUGACGCUGACAGAGAUCAUAGGACAUCAGUGAGUGGUGAUUUGUGCAGGGCAGUCAUUCUGUGAAGCAGCUGCUGUUUGGUCAGUGUUUCACCUGGAGAGGCUUUGGAUUACUACUGCCAGCGGUUCACCAGACGUAGGCUCCGUGGUGAGUGACUUGUAUGUACUGAGCUGACGUGACCUGAUGUGGUUUGCCACACAGAAACUCUCCCUCAUUGUCAACAAUAUGGUCUCUCCUGUUCCUCUGGAGCUUUGCAGAACAUGAGUGACACUUUAGUUGACGGGUGUCAGAGAGAGUCUGCUGAGUGUUUUAUACAGAGUCCCUUCUCACUUCUAUAUUAUCUUCUGUAGCUCUAGCUUUUGCUCUUCUUUGUCAGCCUCCUUGAAAAGCUGAAACAUGGCACUGUGGUUUUCUUUACAUAUUCUAAGAUGGGUUAAGAAUCGUCUAUUUUUAGCCAAGAUAAAACAAAGCUUUGUUAGCAUUGAUCAGCUACAGCUCCCGUGACUCUCAGCCAUAGGCAGUCUACCAAAACCUCAUGGGAAAUGGAGUUGUUGGAUGCUAACAUAAUAAGGGCUGCAGCUCUCUGCCGAUUAUUUUCUAGAUUAAUCGUGUAUAAAAUGUUAGAAAAUAGUGAAAAAUGUCCAUCCCAGUUUCUCAAACUCCCAAGGUGAUGUUUUUAAAUGUCUUCUUUUGUC
Sebastes umbrosus (honeycomb rockfish) is the source of this 2649-nucleotide messenger RNA. It is a transcript of the gene tmem51a, whose product is annotated as transmembrane protein 51a. The record is from RefSeq and is a predicted model, not a curated record. Lineage: Eukaryota; Metazoa; Chordata; Actinopteri; Perciformes; Sebastidae. Bases 737 to 1543 code for a protein of 268 amino acids. The transcript is spliced from 3 exons.